This is a messenger RNA of Kwoniella botswanensis, 309 nucleotides long. RefSeq lists its product as uncharacterized. The transcript has 2 exons. Bases 1 to 309 code for a protein of 102 amino acids. Lineage: Eukaryota; Fungi; Basidiomycota; Tremellomycetes; Tremellales; Cryptococcaceae. The record is from RefSeq and is a predicted model, not a curated record.
AUGGGCUUCAACACUCCUGAUCACGAUACCAUGGCCAAACUCAGAGAUGAGGCUGAGAACAACCACAAAGCCUACUGGGCCGAGAACGGAAACGGUUAUCAACCCACUGGCAAGUACUUCCCCGGAUUCGAAGCUGGAUGGGCCGAUGCCUGUGCCGCCUUGUCAUCAGGAAACGAUAUCCCAGGUGACGUAGCUGGAUGGGCCAAGCAAAGAGCUCAAGAGACCGGUCAUUCUUCUGAUGACGAUUGGGAAUGGGAACAUGGUUUCAAGUCUGGUGCUGAGGCUGCUAAACAAGCUGGAAGCAACUAA